Messenger RNA from Loxodonta africana (African savanna elephant), 6950 nucleotides. RefSeq names its product nucleoporin 133 (gene NUP133). Lineage: Eukaryota; Metazoa; Chordata; Mammalia; Proboscidea; Elephantidae. The coding region runs from base 386 to 3658 and encodes 1090 amino acids. The record is from RefSeq and is a predicted model, not a curated record. Gene Ontology annotation, molecular function: protein binding; structural constituent of nuclear pore. Gene Ontology annotation, cellular component: nuclear pore outer ring. The transcript is spliced from 27 exons. Gene Ontology annotation, biological process: transcription-dependent tethering of RNA polymerase II gene DNA at nuclear periphery; poly(A)+ mRNA export from nucleus; protein import into nucleus.
CACACCCCGGGCGGCAAGCAGGAAGGGGCUGUCCCUGGGGUCUGCAGUCAGCUCCCCCGUGCUCUUCUCGCCGGUCGGCCGGCGGAGCUCGCUGAGCUCGCGAAAAACUGGAGAAUAAAAGCUGUUUUAUUUAAUUAAAAAAAAUCUCUUACCAUCUGUUGAUCGUUCAAAGAAAAAUCUUGUUAUAAUACUUCUGUCAAGAAACAAAGCCAUUCUAGCUAUAGACCACUCUAUGUGCCUCUCCUCAUUUAAUCCUAAGAAGAGAUAGGAUAACUUUUAUAAUGGUGGCUUUACAUCAUGAUUCUGAAUUUGAAGAAGAGAGUGAGAAGGGAAUAUAAUUCUACUGCUAUAUCUACUAUUGAAGACCAGAGGAACACCGACACGAAUGUUCCUGCACCACUCCGUAACUGAGUCUAUGAACUAUGAUGUGAAAACGUUUGGAUCUUCUCUCCCUGUUAAAAUUAUGGAGGCCCUAACGUUGGCUGAAGUUGAUGAUCAGCUGGCUGUUCACAUAGAUGACAGUGGAUGGGCUUGUCUGGUCUGCAAGGAGAAACUCAUUGUUUGGAAGAUUGGUCUCUCACCUAUUACUAAGUUGUCUCUGUGUAAAGAACUUCAGCUGCCACCUAGUGAUUUCCAGUGGAGUGCAGACCUGGUGGCUCUUUCUUCGUCUGCCCUCACAGGUGAAGCACACUCGAUUCAGGAUGUUGCUGUAAUGGCUGCCACCAGAGAAGGAUCUAUCCGCUAUUGGCCAAACCUUGCUCAUGAAGACACCUACACAGAGACUUCUGUAGAUUUAGGAGGUGACAAGACUUAUAAUUUUCUCACAGCAGUGCAGGGAGGAAGUUUCAUCUUGUCUUCGUCAGGAAGCCGCCUAAUCCGGCUGGUACCUGAGAGUUCAGGGAAAGUCCAUCAGCACCUCCUCCCUCAGGGGCAAGGCGUGCUUUCAGGAAUCGGCCGGAAGGUUUCUUCUCUUUUGGGAAUUUUGUCUGCUAGUAGUGAUCUCACACUUUCAAGUGUCCUUUGGGAUAGAGAGAGGUCAAGUUUGUAUAGCCUUACAAAUUCAAACAUCAGUAAAUGGGAGUUAGACGAUUCUUCAGAAAAACACGCACAGAGUUGGGAUAUAAAUAGAGCCCUCAAGGAGAGCAUUGCUGAUGCUAUUUGGGGAUCUGAAAGUAACUAUGAAGCUAUUAAAGAGGGUGUCAACAUUCGCUAUUUGGAUCUGAAGCAAAACUGUGAUGGGCUCCUGAUUUUGGCCGCAGCCUGGCAUCCAGCAGACACGCCAUGUCUCGUGUAUUACUCUCUGGUAACAGUGGAAGAUGAUGGCUACCAGAUGGCAGGUGCAGUUACUGUAGAAGUCACUCAGUAUAACCCACCUUUCCAGUCUGAAGACCUGAUAAAGUGUCGGUUGGUAGUUCCGAACUUUUCAAACCAGACUGCCUAUCUGUGUACUGAGAAUGCAAUCUACGUGUGCUCCACGGGAAAUGGGAGGCUUUCUCUUCCUCGGGAGAAAAUUGGCUUUGCAGCACAAGGAGAUAGCAUUUUAGGAGCUGGCUCCUGUGGUGGUGUUCCUAUCGUUUUUUCUAGAAACAGUGGAUUGAUGGCUAUUAUGUUGAGGGAAAACGUGUCCAUAUUAGCAGAAGAUCUUGAAGAUUCGCUGACAUCUUCAGUUGCUGGCCCAAACAGUGAGAGUAUGGUUUUUGAGACCACUACAAAGAAUGAAACCAUAGCUCAGGAAGAUAAAACCAGGUUGCUAAAAGCCGCUUUUCUCCAAUACUGCAGAAAAGAUUUAGGUCAUGCUCAAAUGAUGGUAGAUGAGCUGUUUUCCUCCCACCCUGAUUUGGGUUCCGAUUCUGAACUAGACAGAGCUGUGACCCAAGUCAGCAUGGACUUGGUGGAUGACUAUCCAGCGUCUGAUCCGCGGUGGGCUGAGUCUGUCCCUGAAGAAGCGCCUGGCUUCAGCAAUACAGCAUUAAUUAUUCUGCACCAGCUAGAAGAUAAGAUGAAAGCCCAUUCUUUCCUUAUGGACUUCAUUCACCAAGUUGGCUUAUUUGGACGUCUCCGCACUUUUGUAGUAAGAAGAACACCAAUGGCAACUCGACUGUUGCUCUGUGAACAUGCAGAAAAGCUGUCAGCUGCUAUUGUUCUCAAGAACCACCAUUCCAGGCUUUCUGACCUUGUGAACACAGCUAUAUUAAUUGCUUUAAACAAAAGAGAAUGUGAAAUUCCAUUCAACCUCACUCCUGCAGAUGUCUUUUUUAGAGAGGUGUCCCAAGUAGACACCAUCUGCGAAUGUUUGCUGGAGCACGAGGAGCAAGUCUUGAAGGACACAUCACUGGACUCUGUUGAGUGGGCUGAGGUGGUGAUCAAUGUGAAUCAUAUCCUGAAGGAUAUGCUGCAGGCUGCUAGUCAUUAUCGUCAAAACAAAAGCUCCUUGUAUAGAAGAGAAGAACCCCUAGAAAAAGAACCUGAGUAUGUUCCAUGGACAGCAACGAGUGGUCCCUCUGGCAUUCGCACAGCAAUAGUGCGCCAGCAUGGGACCGUCCUGAAGAUGAUUUAUCCUCAAGCGGACAGCACCCUCCGGAACAUUCUGACAGAACAGCUGGUAGCACUGAUUGAUUGCUUCUUGGACGGUUAUGUUUCUCAGCUUAAGUCUCUGGACAAAUCCAGUGAUCAAGAAAGAUACAACAAUCUGGAAAUGGAAUACCUGCAGAAGAGAUCAGAUCUUUUAUCUCCUCUUCUUACAUUAGGCCAGCACCAGUGGGCUGCAUCUUUAGCAGAGAAGUACUGUGACUUUGAUAUCUUGGUGCAGAUGUGUGAGCAGACUGACAACCAGACUAGACUACAGCGGUACAUGACCCAGUUCGCUGAACAGAAUUUUUCAGACUUUCUCUUCCGUUGGUAUCUGGAGAAAGGAAAGCGAGGCAAACUCUUGUCUCAGCCCAUUUCUCAGCAUGGGCAGCUGGCGAGCUUUUUGCAAGCUCAUGAACAUCUCAGCUGGUUACAUGAAAUUAACAGCCAGGAAUUAGAGAAGGCUCAUGCAACACUUCUAGGUUUGGCAAAUAUGGAAACCCGUUACUUUGCAAAGAAAAAAACCCUUCUUGGCUUGAGUAAAUUAGCUGCCUUAGCCUCAGACUUCUCAGAAGAUGUACUGCAAGAAAAAAUUGAAGAAAUGGCUGAACAGGAGCGCUUUCUGCUGCACCAGGAGACCCUACCUGAACAGCUUCUAACAGAGAAACAGCUAAAUCUGAGUGCAAUGCCGGUACUGACUGCACCACAGCUCAUCAGCCUAUAUAUCUGUGAAGAAAACAGAAGAGCUAAUGAGUAUGAUUUCAAGAAGGCUUUGGACUUGCUGGAAUAUAUUAAUGAGGAGGAAGAUGUAAAUAUAAAUGAUCUAAAACUGGAAAUCCUUUGCAGAGCUCUUCAGAGAGAUAACUGGUCCAGUUCAGAUGGUAAAGAUGAUCCAAUUGAACUAUCUAAAGACAGUAUAUUUGUGAAAAUCUUACAGAAACUUUUAAAAGAUGGUAUUCAGCUCAGUGAAUAUUUACCAGAGGUGAAAGACCUACUACAGGCAGAUCACCUUGGAAGCUUAAAGGCCAAUCCCUACUUUGAGUUUGUUUUGAAAGCAAAUUAUGAAUAUUAUGUCCAGGGACAAAUGUAACUUUUUCUAAAAAUGGUCAUUGUUUCUGAAAAUUUGUCUAAGUGUGUAGUAGUGAUAAAAAGUUUAGGUCUUAAGCAUCUAGAAGUUUAUACUUGUAUAGCAACUUACAUGGUUGAGUUUUUUUGCUUUAUAAAAUAAAGUUCUGUGACUAUAAUUUUGGUUUUCAGUUCAAACAUUAUUUUUUUUCCCUCCUGUUUUCCAUCUGAAAAUUGUUGGUUGUUGUAUCCAUCCUUGCUGCCCUUCCUUUUUGUCUCACUUUGUCAGGAGUCAUGGAGUCCUUGACCUGGCUGCACCAAAGGCUGCUUGUAUAGUGUGGCCGGAUCAUGUCUAGGCUUUGGUCUCUGUAACUCCAGAAACUAUCAGAUUGCACUACAGUGUCUCUGAAAUCUCUGUGACUGCGUAUUGUGCACUUGAGAGAACUGAGGUGUGUAGUGUAUGUUUUGGUUGGGGGUAGGAAAUAACAUAAAUGUCAAAGUGUGCUGAUUUAUUCUGGGACUAAAAGAUGAAAUGGUGGACCUGAUUCAUGUGAGCUUGAUAACUGGCCAAUUCAUUGGGAAAUUUUUAACUUUUCUAAAUAAAUAAUAAAUGAUUAUUCAUAAAAGUAUUUUAGCCAAUAAGACAUGUUUAUCUGGCUUCCUAACCUAUCUAUUAAUUAGCAUUGAUAAUAAGCUUAUGGUGUUUUCAUAUUAGUUGUAACCUUUCAGCCUGGGCAUUCAGUCAGCCUGUGUAUCUUCAGAAUGGUUUACACUGAAUUCCACUCUUACUGCAGUCUGCUUAGGCAGUCAGAAGCCUAUGUAAUUCUAGAAACUAUUAUGGGCUUUCCUAACAUGGCAACUGAUUUGACUGAAAACCAGUGGCUCUCUUAAAGCUCUGCCCUGACCAGUGUCAUCAGACACAUUUCGUCUGGCUUUAAAUAAAAACUAGAAUGGAUGGGAAAUGGCUGGCAUAUCCAUACUUUGGCCCAGCUGGAUGCUCGCUAAAUAACUCGAUCCAACAGCUGAAAAGGUCAUAAGUUAACUAUGGUGAAGAGAGUCCAGUUCCUGGUUUUAAAAAGUGCAGCCAUCAUGCCUGUUCCUUCAGGUUUACAGCCCAACCAUUGAACUUACUAGGAAGAAUGGAUUCGUGGAGCUAUUUAUGUUAAUAAUUAAAGGAAAGAAAUGGGCAGUGUGUCCUUUUUGCCUUUACAGUUUGUGUUAUGACAUCAUCAGGGCCCAGGUUAAGAAUUAGUAAAGAGCACAAAGAAAAGUUAGGAAAAGUAGCUUGUCAGAUGGCUAGUAAUGAAACAUUGAACACGUGUUACAAGACUACGCUUUGGUUUUACACAGAAAUCAGGUCUUGCCUUUACGCUUCUUGUCGGGUAAUGUGCACUGGGAACAGGUACCACCACUAACCGCAUUCCUAGUGUGACAGGAGAGGACAGACCACUGAUGGGGACCAGACUCCACUGCCCAGAUGUGAAACCGCUGUGCCCACAGUGUGACAUACACAGAGAUUUUUGGGUUUUUAGAAAAAAAAUUAACAGUAAAAGUGAAAUUAAGUCCUAGGAUUUUGAAUAUUUUUUCUCCUAAAUUUAUAAAAUUGAUUCCACAGUACAGUCUUAGGAAAGAAUUAUUGGUGGUGGUUGUGUAAGGCGAGUAACUGAUAGUGAAAAUCUAAGCCUGACUGCCAGAGUUAAUGUGACAUUUUAGAUGUGUAGCUUGUGUAGAGAACGAGUUUGUUUUUUUCCUUUAUCCAUCUGGUAAUGGGGAUGUUUGUGGCUUUUGGUUCAGCCAGCCAGCCUUCCUUGCUUUCUUUUUGAGACGAUCCGUGAUAGUUGCUGGGGAAACCAUGACUUGUCGUUUUCGGAUACCUCUGGCUCUUCAUUGGAAAAGGUCCGUUGAGGAUCUGUUCUGCUGCCAGAAGUGUACCAAGUGUUUCUGGAAAUUAGAAUAAGACGGAAAGCAGUCCUUGCCCUACCCCGGCCACUCCUGGUGGGACGGCUGGGCUGGCAUGUCAGGCCCUGCCUCCGCCACUUACUGGAUGCAAAGUCUUGAACAUACUUGGCUCAUUAAGCCUCCAUUUUCUUCAGAACACACCCACACAAUUAGAGUGAAUAAAACCCAUUACAGUCGAGUCGAUUCCCACUCACAGCAACCCUAUAGAACAAUGUAGAACUGCCCUAUAGGGUUUCCAAGCCUGCAGUCUUUACAGAAGCAGACUGCCACAUCUUUCUCCUGUGGAGCAGCUGGUGGGCUCAAACCUCUGACCUUUCAGUUAGCAGCCGAGUACUUUAACCACUGCACCACCAGGGCCCCAAGACUGGAAUGAAUAGUACCUAUCCUAUUUACCUCAGGAUAGAAGUAUUCAUUGAAACAAUAUGAAGUACAAAUAUGUUUAAAUUGAUAGGAAGCACUAUAGGAAAAGGCUUAGACUGUGAGGAGUUUAGGGGACAAGGUUGAAGUGAAAGGAAGGUGAAUACCCCGGCUUAGUUGUAGUAGAAGGGCCUUGUAAGAAUAUCAAGAGCUGAGGCUGCACCUGAAAAUUUAGAAGCAUAAGCUGUCUGUCAAGCAUACCCUACAUGGCUGACCUUUCAUUACUGGUAGUUCUCAAAAGGGUAUUCAGGCAACAACCAGCUUACUCAGGCAAGAGCAGGCGCUGGUUUGCUCCCCAAAAGAGUACAUGUAUGGAGAUGCAGCUUUCCUACACGCUCAUUAGUUCUGUUCCCUAAGCCAAUGGGAAUUCACGGGGGCCAGAAUGGGCCUGGGAGGGCCCUAUGGUGGUACACUGAAGACUAUUUAAACUGGCAUCAAUCAUAUUGAGCAGAAAGCAGAUGUCUCAACUGGCUUCAUCAGAGUCUGUCUCCCCAAGGUUUGCCGUAUUAGCAGAUUUCCAUUAGCUCGUAAAUGUUUUAUUCAUAGUCGGCUUUUAGUGUGUGCUUGGAUCCAAUACGCUCUGAGCUUAGAAAAUCUUGCUACAGGAGAAGAGUUGUGCUGAGCGAGGGUCAAAAAUAUUGGCAAGGGCAUUCCUCUCUAAAAUGUCAACAAAUUCUUAGGUAUCCAGUGAACAACAGCACAUUUCUUCCUGCUUUCAAGGCCAAAAUGUAAGCUGUUCUCUUCAAAUUGCACAUACAGGUUAUUUGCCAGAUCAUUUUUUCUAGCGUCCACUCUGCAUUGACACAGGAAGACGUAAGGUGUUAACGAUGCAGUGUUCUGUCCAUUGUUCACUCUCCAUAAUUGGAGGUUUCUUAUUUAUGUAAAACCAUAGCCUUUAACCAUUGACCCUUUAUACUCACAACAUAGACCCAACUAACCAA